AUGAAUGAUGAUGAUGAUGAUGAUGAUGAUGAUGAUGAUGAUGAUGAUGAUGAUGAUGAUGAUGAUGAUGAUGAUGAUGAUGAUGAUGAUGAUGAUGAUGAUGAUGAUGAUGAUGAUGAUGAUGAUGAUGAUGAUGAUGAUGAUGAUGAUGAUGAUGAUGAUGAUGAUGAUGAUGAUGAUGAUGAUGAUGAUGAUGAUGAUGAUGAUGAUGAUGAUGAUGAUGAUGAUGAUGAUGAUGAUGAUGAUGAUUGA
Messenger RNA from Schistosoma bovis, 252 nucleotides. NCBI's taxonomy places the organism in Eukaryota, Metazoa, Platyhelminthes, Trematoda, Strigeidida, Schistosomatidae. The record is from the annotation of a GenBank genome assembly.